Molecule: messenger RNA, 384 nt
Organism: Metarhizium album ARSEF 1941
Lineage: Eukaryota; Fungi; Ascomycota; Sordariomycetes; Hypocreales; Clavicipitaceae
Product: Thioredoxin-like protein
Exons: 1
Coding region: 1-384 (127 amino acids)
Source: RefSeq, a predicted model, not a curated record
AUGGCCCAGGCAGUCCACCACAUCAACUCUCUCGCGGAGCUGCAAGCCCUCUUCUCGUCGGCCAUGUACGUCGCGGUUGACUUUUCCGCCGAGUGGUGCCAGCCCUGCAAAAUGAUUGGCCCCAUCUUCCAAAAGCAGGCCGCCCAGCACGGCAGACCGGGCUUCUUGGCGUUUGCCAAAGUCGACGUCGACCGAGCCAAGGAGGUGGCAGAGAAGUACCGCGUCUCAGCUAUGCCGACAUUCAUGUUCUUCAAGGAGGGGAAGCAAGUUGCUGUGAAUGGCCAAGCCAUGAUUCGGGGCGCUGACCCCAAGUCGUUGGCAGCCGCGGCAGAGAAGCUCGCCGCUUUGGCGACCCAGAAGGCCGGGGAGGCCGGGAAGGCAUAA